AUGGUAAUGAUCGACACACUUCAUAUAAAGUAUCCAACCAAAAUGAACACCUAUAUCACUUUCGCUUGCCUUUUGGCCGUAGCUACUAGCGCCCACGGCUCGGGUUAUGGCCUCGGUUAUGGUGGUCUCGGCUACAGUGGACUCGGUUAUGGUGGAUACGGAGCAACAAUUAUAAAAGAACCCGUCAUCAUUAAGUCAGCACCCAUCAUUAAAACUGUGCCUAUUAUUAAGUCAGUUCCCAUCAUAAAAAAUGUAGAAGUUGCCCCAAUUUUAACUUCCCCGAUUAUUAAGUCUGUAGGAUACGGUGGAUACGGACUUGGCCUUGGCGGAUACGGACUUGGCAAAAGCCUCGACUACGGACUUGGCUAUGGUGGAUACGGACUUAGCUAUGGUGGAUAUGGAAAGAGCCUUGGCUAUGGUGGAUACGUAACAGUCAGACGCCGCAUGGCCGAGCGCGGCAAGCAUCGCGUCGCGCCCGUGCCGGCGCCGACAAAGAAACAAUACGCGUACGUGCCUUGUCCAAGAUCUGAAGAAGUCGGUACAGAGUUUGCUUUACAGCUUCUUAGGCAUCAUCAGGAACCUCCCACGCCAGAAAAACAACCCGGUGAGUUUGACAGU
Messenger RNA from Brenthis ino (lesser marbled fritillary), 618 nucleotides. The record is from the annotation of a GenBank genome assembly. Lineage: Eukaryota; Metazoa; Arthropoda; Insecta; Lepidoptera; Nymphalidae.